AUGAUUCCCAACCUCUCCGGUCUGCGCCCUCGAGAACCACUUCGGCACCGCCGCGGCCGGCAGCGAAGACUUCGGCGGCCUCUUCUCCGCCGACACCGACGACCAGCUCGCCCUCGAAUUCCCAACCGCUCCGCCCUAAAGAACCACUUCGGCGCCGCCGCGGCCGGCAGCGACGACUUCGGCGGCCUCUUCUCCGCCGACCAGCUCGCCCUCGAGUUCCCCACCUGCAACCACUUCGAUGGGUUCCAGCAGGCGACCAAGGAGAUGGCGAACAACAAGAAGGGGACGACCACGCUCUCCUUCAUCUCCGACAAGGCGUCAUCGUCGCCGCCGACUCCCGGGCCAGCAUGGGCGGGUACACAUGUGGUACUAUGUUUAUAA
Molecule: messenger RNA, 381 nt
Organism: Triticum turgidum subsp. durum (durum wheat)
Lineage: Eukaryota; Viridiplantae; Streptophyta; Magnoliopsida; Poales; Poaceae
Source: the annotation of a GenBank genome assembly